AUGGCCCCUGCUUUUGACUUCAUCGUGGUUGGCACCCUGCUUCUCGAAGCAGGCGAUAAUCUCGAGGAUAGGAACCUACGCGUCGAUGGGCAACGAUGGCUGACCUUUCAAAAUAAGAAUAUGAACUGGGGUUAUCAAACUGUACCCCAGGAGUACUGCAAUAACAGCGAACUCGAUUACUCUCGUGGACGCGGGGUCGGAGGCUCCAGCGCCAUCAACUUUGGUGUCUACAGCCUUGGUGCCCGGGAUGACUACGACAAAUGGGCGAAGAUCGUAGGUGAUGAUGCCUUUAACUGGGAUCACAUCCACGCCCGAUUUAAGGAGCUUGAGACGUUCCACGGUGAGGUUCCAGCCGGAGUUGAUAAAAAAUACGCUGUUCCAAAAGCUGCGGACCAUGGCACAACGGGUCCCCUCCACGUCGGAAAUGCUGCAGAAUGGGAGAAGGACCUUGUGCCCACGCUUGACAUUUUUGAACAGGCUGGAUUUCCACUCAACCCAGACCACAACUCUGGUAAUCCAAUUGGGAUGUCUGUGCUGAUCAAUUCGGCACAUAAGGGUCUGCGAUCCACCGCAAAAGAUUUAUUACAACGCCAGGCACAGAACCUGACAAUAAUGGCUAAUUCACCUGUCCAGCGUCUCCUUAUAGAGGACAAAAAGGCAGUAGGAGUAGUGGCAAAUGGCACCCGAUGCUGGUUCAAGAUCGACGGACUCACGCAGACGAAGGAGUUCGAAGACCUCCCCUCUGAGGAGCAGGAGUACCUUCAAGAAGUAACCGUCCCGCAUUUCGAAAUCUUCACUCACUUUCCCAUCCAUUGGCCCGUGGCGAGGUUACAUUGCAAUCUUCGGAUCCAAACGAGCCUCUGCGCAUGGAUCCAAAAUUCCUCUCCCACCCCUCUGAUCGUCGUGCUGCAAUUGAUUUCACUCCGUGAUGCAUUCCGCAUUGCAAAACAUCCUGCUUAUAUCAAGGAUAAGUUGGCGGAGUUAGCUGCGCCCAAAUCCAACUCUGACGAGGAUCUCUUGGAAUAUUGGAAGCAGAAUAUCUCGUCCAGCUGGCAUAUAAUAUGCACCGCCAAGAUGGGCAAGGCUCGAGAUGCCGAUGCAGUUGUCGAUUGUGAUUACCGCGUCAUGGGUAUCGAUGGUCUUCGCGUGGCAGAUAUGAGGGUGAUCCCUGUGUUAGUGAGCGGGCAUAUCCAAGCCGCAGAGUAUGUGACUGGUGAUGCUUGCGCGGAAAAACUCAUCAAAGAAUAUAAUCUUGCAUGA
This is a messenger RNA of Histoplasma mississippiense, 1260 nucleotides long. RefSeq lists its product as hypothetical. NCBI's taxonomy places the organism in Eukaryota, Fungi, Ascomycota, Eurotiomycetes, Onygenales, Ajellomycetaceae. Gene Ontology annotation, molecular function: oxidoreductase activity, acting on CH-OH group of donors; flavin adenine dinucleotide binding. Bases 1 to 1260 code for a protein of 419 amino acids. The transcript is spliced from 4 exons. The record is from RefSeq and is a predicted model, not a curated record.